UCCACGCUCUCUUCCUUUUAACUCCGUCUCUCUCCUUCGCCCUCUCUCCCCUCUCGCUCAAUCCCUAACCAAAUCAAAUCUCACCCCUUUCUCCCUCUCCUUUGAUUCGACAAUGGCGGCUGCUACCGCUCCUUCGCCUCGCGAAGAGUUCGUCUACAUGGCCAAGCUUGCCGAACAAGCCGAGCGCUACGAAGAGAUGGUCGAGUUCAUGGAGAAGGUCUCUGCCGCCGUCGAGAAGGACGAGCUUACCGUUGAAGAGAGGAAUCUCCUCUCUGUUGCCUACAAGAACGUCAUCGGUGCUCGCCGUGCCUCCUGGCGUAUCAUUUCCUCAAUCGAGCAGAAGGAGGAGAGCCGAGGGAACGAGGAUCAUGUCUCCAUGAUCCGCGACUACCGAUCCAAGAUCGAGGGUGAGCUAUCCAACAUCUGCGAUGGGAUUCUCAAGCUCCUCGACACUCGCCUUAUCCCUUCCGCUUCUGCCGGCGAUUCCAAGGUCUUUUAUCUCAAGAUGAAGGGCGAUUACCAUAGGUACCUUGCCGAGUUCAAGACGGGAGCCGAGCGCAAGGAGGCUGCCGAGAGCACUCUCACUGCUUACAAAUCUGCUCAGGAUAUUGCAAAUGCCGAACUGCCUCCGACUCAUCCGAUUAGACUCGGUCUUGCUUUGAACUUUUCUGUCUUCUACUAUGAGAUUCUUAACUCUCCGGACCGUGCUUGCAACCUUGCAAAACAGGCCUUUGAUGAGGCAAUAGCUGAAUUGGAUACACUGGGAGAGGAAUCAUACAAGGAUAGCACUUUGAUCAUGCAACUUCUUCGCGAUAACCUUACCCUCUGGACCUCUGACAUGCAGGUAAUGUUAUUGAGUUUUGCCAUACCCCUCUGGAUCUCAUCACUUUAUUACAUGAUUAAAGUUUACUUAACCUGUUUGUUAAUUUGGUUUCAUUUUGUGAUCGGAUUUCAGGAAGAGGGAGCAGACGAAAUCAAAGAAGCAGCAGCUGCUCCUAAACCUGACGAGGAAAAGCAGUAAAAAAAUAAUUUACUAUCAAGUAGAAUUGAACUUCACCUCUACAUGUUUUUGAAGGGAGAAGUUGUUUGUCGUUAAGUUCGACGCUACAGAUAUUUUAGGCAUUCAUGUCUGUGAUGAAUUAUGGAUGUACUGGGCCCUUUUAGUCUGUCCUUCCAUUGUUUACUUGUUUUUGAAUCUAUUUUCUUGUGAACAUCGCGCGGUUUAAUCA
Neltuma alba is the source of this 1229-nucleotide messenger RNA. Its product is annotated as 14-3-3-like protein. Bases 113 to 1021 code for a protein of 302 amino acids. The record is from RefSeq and is a predicted model, not a curated record. NCBI's taxonomy places the organism in Eukaryota, Viridiplantae, Streptophyta, Magnoliopsida, Fabales, Fabaceae. The transcript is spliced from 3 exons.